Panonychus citri (citrus red mite) is the source of this 1189-nucleotide messenger RNA. RefSeq names its product 2-aminoethanethiol dioxygenase-like. The transcript has a single exon. Gene Ontology annotation, molecular function: oxidoreductase activity, acting on single donors with incorporation of molecular oxygen, incorporation of two atoms of oxygen. Lineage: Eukaryota; Metazoa; Arthropoda; Arachnida; Trombidiformes; Tetranychidae. The coding region runs from base 177 to 875 and encodes 232 amino acids. Gene Ontology annotation, cellular component: mitochondrion. The record is from RefSeq and is a predicted model, not a curated record.
UUCCAGCAAUUGAUUUUGUUUUGAUUUGAUUUCCUUUCACUUCGUACUCAUUACAAUUGAUUUAAUUUGUUUGUUAAUUUUAUUUUGAGAAAAGAAUAAUCUUAUUUAUCUUAAUUAGGUUGUAUGUUCUCUUUAUAGAAUCUGUGUUAUAUGUUGUAGCACAAGUGACAAUCAUCAUGACUUCGUUGAUACAAAAUUUGGCUCGAUUGGCUCAACAAACGUUUUCCAAGCAGGUAAAUGAAGAAUCGCUCAAUAGAUUAAGAAAUUUGGCCUCAAAUUUAACUGCCCGUGAUGUUGAUUUUAAAGGUGACCUGUUAGAAGAUCAAAAAAAUUGUGGCCUUAAAGGACCAACAGUUCAUGUUGAUAUUUGUGAAGAUGAUUUUCAUUCAAUAUCAAUAUUUGGUAUUCGUGAGGGUAAAAAAAUACCUCUUCAUGAUCAUCCUGAUAUGUAUGGUUUAAUUAAAGUGAUUCGUGGUGCUAUUAAGAUUAAAUCAUUCACUCAAUUGUCUGUUAAGGAAAUUUCAACCACCCCUAAAGAAAUUACAUCAAAAGUAUCUUGGAGACAAAGGCAUCUUCUUAUACCGACUGUGAUGACCGGAGAGAAAAUAGUUACCCAAUCAAAUGAAUCGUGUUUACUUUAUCCCAAUGAGAAUAAUAUCCAUGAGAUUACCUCGAUUGAAGGAUUAUCCGCUUUUGUUGAUAUUCUUUCACCACCUUACCAAGAUGGCGAACGAGAUUGUCACUUUUAUACUGUUCUUGGAACCGCUUUUGACCCCAAGCUAAAUGUCAACGUUACUUGGCUUCUUCAAAUCGACUCUCCGAGCUCCUAUUGGUGUGAUACAAUUCCAUAUUCAGGACCACCGGUUAGAUUAUGAAUAAAGGGUACGAUUCGAUUGAUAGAAACAAAAAAGUUCAUAGAUAACCUUUUGUAAAAGACUAUGAUUAUGCACCGAAUCGAUUGUUAUUAAUACUAACGUGAGAGUAACUAGUGACUAAAAAAACUCAAUUCAAUACGAAAAUGUAAAUUUCUAUGGUGUGAAUAUAUUUUAAUUGUCAAAUUAGUGAAUUUCAAUCUAGUUUUCUACUAAUUGUUUACAUCAAAUGUCAACCUUUUCUUUGGUGAAAAUCGUUUAUUUCUCCCAUCAUAGGAAUUAUAACUUAUCCCAUGGAUCGAUUACUGGUCAAUUGA